Messenger RNA from Anas platyrhynchos (mallard), 931 nucleotides. It is a transcript of the gene CTXN2, whose product is annotated as cortexin 2. The record is from RefSeq and is a predicted model, not a curated record. NCBI's taxonomy places the organism in Eukaryota, Metazoa, Chordata, Aves, Anseriformes, Anatidae.
AGAGGGAGGAGGAGAAGGAAACGGCUGCGGCGUGCAAUUUGUAAUUAGGGCGCUUUGAGCAUCUCCCGGCGGGGGCGCAGCGCCGGGCGGCGAGGGGAGCUCGAGAGAGCCGCCCCCGCCGCACGCCCCUCCGGGGCCGGAGCUGGAGCCGUGCGAGCCGUCGGGGCUGCGGCAGCCCUGGCUCCCCAGAGCCGCCGGGAGAUCCGCGAUCCGCCACCAUGAGCAGCGCGGCCGCGGAGAAGCCGGUCAGGUUUGCUGUCACUCAGGAACAGAAGCCUGGAACUGAAGCUAUUCGAAGAGCCUUCAGAAUGACCAGAUUCAUGAAUCAGCAGCUGGGCUUGCAGCACAUCCAAGGGGAGAACAGAUGGCAACUGAUUCAGUCCAUUUUGUUACACACUGUAGUUUAUGAAGUGAGUUUUCAGGGACCUGAGGCUUAAACAUGCCAAGGGGAUGAAUGUUUCCAGUUUGAGCAGCUAUUUAAGGCAAAGAAGCAAUAGAGGUGGAAAUCCCACAGAGGCACCAGGAUGUGAUGGCCAAUGAUGAGCAGUAAUUACUGCAGCAACACUUCAACGAGCAUGAGUGUCAACGAAAUGUCUGCCUUCCCUCUGACUUUAGAGCAAAAAACUGGUUUUGCUUUUGUAGGAAUUCUGUGUGUUUUCUUGGGACUCCUAAUUAUCAGAUGCUUCAAAAUCUUGCUGGACCCCUACAGUAGUAUGCCUUCUUCUACGUGGGAAGAUGAAGUUGAGGGGUUGGAUAAAGGGACAUUUGAAUACGCUCUUGCAUGAAAAUUCAUUGAAUAUCCUGCCUUAAAUUUGAUGAUGAUCUCAUUUUGGAAACCAACUGUUAGUACACUUGUUAUACAUACAUACGUUUUGAAGGUAUGUUGGUGGCAUCCAUUUUUGUUAAAUAAAUAUUUGUUGCAAAUUCAAAA